Closterium sp. Naga37s-1 is the source of this 4518-nucleotide messenger RNA. Lineage: Eukaryota; Viridiplantae; Streptophyta; Zygnematophyceae; Desmidiales; Closteriaceae. The record is from the annotation of a GenBank genome assembly.
AUGGCCCGACAAUUACAGCCGCGCUUCGUCUCCACGCCGCUGAUCGUGUUCAGCAUAUCGCUCUCCCUCACAAUCUCCUCACUCACUCUCAGUCCUGCAACAGCAGAGUCCACUCAUGUUUCUCCCAAGCGACGCAUUCGAAGACUGCUCGACCUAGUCAGUAACCCCCUCGGCGGCUCCAUCCCCUCCUCAUUCUUCAGUGCGACGCCGACCUCUGCGGCAGCGCAGCGCGUGCUGCUGGGCCAGGCUCUAGGCGCGGAGCCCGCGGCGUCGACUCAGCUAUCGUCUGUGCAAUCCUCUGUUGUACUGGCGAGCGAUCAGGGCGUGUUCGAGUCGGUGAAGGCGACGGUGGGUGCGACGACCGUGCAGGCGUUCGGCAUCGCAGGCGACACUGUGGACGACGUGCGCGAGAGAAUCGAGGGCGGCGAGUUCCCCCCAUCGCUGCAGCUGCGCGUGGCGGUGGUGUGUGCGGGGAUCAACGACGUGCUGCAGGGGAGAACCAGCGCCGCCACCAUGGCCUCCAAGGUGGCAUCGCUGGCGAUCAGUGUGCGCAAGGCACACCCCUCCACCUCCGUGCUCGUGCUGGGACUGCUACCCGAGUCUCCUUCUUGUCACCCUCUUCUCAUUCAUCUUCCCUCCUCCCCUACUCCCCUCCUCCCCUGCUCCCCUCCUCUCCCUCCUGUUCCCCACUCGCUCCAUCGCUGUCCCCCACAGUGGACGGGGUGUCGUUCCUCGACUGCUCAUCUGCCUUCACCAAUCCGGGGGGCUCCAUCAAUGCAGCAGCCUACGCACCUCACCCCUUCCCCGCAGCACCCCUUCCCCGCAGCACCCCUUCCCCGCAGCACCCCUUCCCCGCAGCACCCCUUCCCCGCAGCACCCCUUCCCCGCAGCACCCCUUCCCCGCAGCUACCCUUCCCCGCAGCACCCCUUCCCCGCAGCACCCCUUCCCCGCAGCACCCCUUCCCCGCAGCUACCCUUCCCCGCAGCACCCCUUCCCCGCAGCACCCCUUCCCCGCAGCACCCCUUCCCCGCAGCACCCCUUCCCCGCAGCACCCCUUCCCCGCAGCACCCCUUCCCCGCAGCUACCCUUCCCCGCAGCACCCCUUCCCCACAGCACCCCUUCCCCACAGCACCCCUUCUGCUACCUCCUCUCUCACCUGCAAGUCGCAAGGCAUGGACUCCUUCUGCGGGAUACAAGGCUUGAACACCCUACCCCCACCCCCCUUUCCCCUCCUUCUUGUCUGCUCUGACUCCUUCCGCUACCUGCACCUCUCAGCUGCGGGCUACAAGGCAUGGUCGGCGUGCUUCACACCACAAGUCAAGACCAUGCUCAACACUGGAAAUGGGACGAAUGGGAAUGUGACACAUGGGGAUAUGACACAUGGGAAUGUGAGACGUGGCAAUGAGACGAAUGGGAAUAUCACGGACGGCAAUGUGACGGGUGGGAGCAGAGGGCCUACAGUAGCAAAUCCAGUGGAGAAGCAACCAGCCUCUGACACCGUGCCAUCUGCCCCGGCUAAUCUGCCCCCUGUUUCUGCUCCGCUCCCACCUCUACCUCCUCCUCUCUUGCCAGAUCCUCGCCCCAAGCUGCUUCCUCCCAUCGCUACCCCAUCCUUACGAGCCCCCUCUGCACCCGCUCAUUCCCAUCUGCCAGCGCUUGUGAGGUGCGGCACGCGGCUCGAGGUCACCGGGCUCGACGGCCUCGCGCUCGGCGCGUCCUCGCUCAGCCAAUCAGCGGCGGACGCGCUGGGCGCGUCGCGAUGCGGCGCGCAGCACGCCGCCGCGAAUUCCGUGUCAAUGCUGGAUCAGUCGUUCGUCGUCCUGCCGCCCAACUCCUCCGCGUUUCACGGCGCGUCUUACGGCACCCCUCACGCGCCUCGUCAUGGAGCCGCUGGUGGGGCGAUCCGACCGUCAAUUAAUCCCGCGAUCAGUGCUCCGCCGUUGAUUCCACGUCCCCCUACAGGCAGUCCCGUUACCGCGAGUUCUGGUGCUGUUCCUGCCGCGUCUGUCGCCGUCUCUCCCGCUGCGGGCUCAGCUGGUGCAUCAAACCCAUCGUCCAUCCCAGAAGAGCAGCAGCCUCAGCCGCAGGAUCAGACCCAAGAGCAUCCCCAGCAGAGGUCAUCAACGGCUGAGAUUCAGUCUCAGAGUUGGUCUCAACUUCAGGUUCAAUCUCAGCUUCAUCCGCAGCAGCAUCAGCCGCCACCAAUCAGAGCCACGCAUCCGCCAACCGUUGGUGGACACGUGGCCUUCCCAUCACACGCCGCCUUCCAGUCGCCGUUGGGUCGCAGGGCGCCCCCCGCCCGUCUGGACGAGUCUUUUGUGGUGCUACCCGGCUCGGCUGCUUCUCUCUACGCCCCUCCUCCUGCCCUCCCCCACGCGCCCUCCUCCUCCUCCUCGCACGCCCGCCCCUCUCCCCACACCCACCCCUUCCCCCUACCCCCCACCAUGUCCGGUGCUGCUGCUAACGCACCUGCGCCUGCUGCUAUCCCUCCUUCCUCACCCGCUGCUGCUGCCACCGCUGCUGGUGCCGCUCGCCCUGGCGUCUCUGCGAGUUCUGCAUCUCCCUUGUUGUCACAAGGAGGGGUGGCAGCAGCCGUAGCCGUGACUGCAGCAGCAGCUGCUGGUGGUGGUGCUGCUGGUGGUGGUGGUGGUGGUGGUGCUGGUUCUGCUGCUGGUGCUGCUGGUGCUGCUGGUGCUGCUGGUGCUGCUGGUGCUGCUGGUGCUGCUGGUGCUGCUGGUGCUGCUGGUGCUGCUGGUGCUGCUGGUGCUGCUGGUGCUGCUGGUGCUGCUGGUGCUGCUGGUGGUGCUGGUGCUGCUGGUGCUGCUGGUGCUGCUGGUGCUGCUGGUGCUGCUGCUGCUGCUGCUGGUGCUGGUGCUGGUGCUGGUGCUGCUGGUGCUGCUGGUGCUGCUGGUGCUGCUGGUGCUGCUGGUUCUGCUGGUGCUGCUGGUGCUGCUGGUGGUGCUGGUGCUGCUGGUGCUGCUGCUCCGUCCUCUGUCUCUCAAUGCUACCGAGGCGAGGGCACAGGUUCAGAACAGGUGCUGCCUGAGAAUGUGACGGUGGGAAUCGGUUCAAAAGGGUUUGUUGCUGAUGCGGGGAGAGGGAGAGGAGGGAGUGAGGAAAAAGAAAGGAGGGGAAACGUGGAGGAGGAAAGGAGAGAGAGCGAGGAGCGGGAGGGUGAAAGAGGGGAUGGUAUAAUAGGAGGGCCGGAGAGAGGAGGCGAUAGAGAGGAGGAUCAAAAUGAUGCUGAGGGUGACGAUAGCGAAAGUGGUGAGCAGCAACAGCAGCAGCAAGAACAACAACAGAAACAGCAGCAGCAGCAGCAGCAAGUCAAAGAGAGAGGCAGUGAGAGGGGGGCAAGGGAGGUGCAGGCAGGGGGGGGUGGCCUGGCGGGGCAGAUAGAGGCGGUGGAUCGAGUGUUUGACCUGGUGGCUCUGAGGACCAAGGUGGAGAUGCCCCUCUGCUGCCACUGCGCCCACCACGUUUGUCGCGAAAUCGAUGCUCAGGUGAGGGAGGCAGAGGAAGAAAUAGCCGCGUACGAAGCAGCACUGCAAUCCAUCCUUGCCUCCGCCCCCUCCCCCUCGGCCGCCGCACACCACCCCUUCCCAGUCAACCAUGCGAGUCCUUUCUUCACGCCCACUGCUGCUGGGUCUCCAAUGGGGGAGGGCACAUUCAGGCAGCACAUGGCCGAGGUGGAAGAGGAGGAGAGGCGGCUGCAGCAGGAGGCGGAGGAGCUGGAGCAGCAGAGGACGCAGCUGCGGGCGCAACUGGGGGAGGUGGAGGCGGAGCAGGCAGAGCUUGAUGCCGCUGAGGAGAGGUACUGGCACGAGUUCAACGAGUUUCAGUACAAAGUGUCUGUGCACCAGGAGGCACGGGACGGCUUGCUAGCAUCCAUAGAAGCAGCGGCAGCGCAGUCAGACGCAUUGAGGCGCAGCUUUGUGCUGAACGACGCCUUCCACAUCUGGCACGACGGGGACUUUGGCACCAUCAAUAACCUGCGCCUUGGCCGCCUUCCCUCUGUUCCCGUGGAGUGGGAGGAGCUGAACGCGGCAUGGGGGCAGGCGUGCCAUCUGCUCUUCACACUCGCCCGCAUUGCCAACUGCCCCGUCGCCCAUCGCAUUAUCCCCAUGGGCAGCUUUCCUCGAGUCUCUGACGGCCACAACCAGUUUGAGCUCUUCGGCCCAGUGAAUCUGUUUUGGAGCACUCGUUACGACCGGGCAAUGCUGCUCCUCCUGCACGCCCUCACGGAGUUUGCCGCCUUUGCCAAUGCACACGACCGUGCCAACCACCUCCCGCCUGAAAAGUCCUUCCAGCUGCCCUACAAGAUCGAGGGGGACAAGAUCCAAGGGCUGACAGUGAAGCAGAGCUUCAACCGGGAGGAGAGGUGGACCAAGGCACUCAAGUACCUGCUGUGCGACCUCAAAUGGGCGCUCGUGUGGACCAUGACCAACUUCCACCCUCCUCUCCCUACGCCGCCACCUGCCAUCCUCAAUCUAGUUUCGCACUUCGACCCAGCCUGA